Messenger RNA from Durusdinium trenchii, 1465 nucleotides. The record is from the annotation of a GenBank genome assembly. Lineage: Eukaryota; Dinophyceae; Suessiales; Symbiodiniaceae.
GCCUGUUCCACCUGGUGGCUAUCACUGCACUCAGUGAUUGGGAUCUCCGGAUCUCCCGAAUGGAUUUUGUUUGGGGGAGCGCUGCUUGGUGUAGUCACCAUCAGCUUUAGUCCAGCUAGCUAAAGCAGAAGUACCGGACUUAAACCACCCGGUGCCCCGUUGGGCCCGCGCUGUUGGGCCGGCACCAUGGCUGGGCGCAAAGGCUAUCCUGAUAUGCCUCCAUCGGUAAUCCCACCUGAGCAGCUGGAAGAAUGGCUGGAGAAGCUGCGACUCAAAGGUUACAAACCAAAAGCGCAAGAAUGGUGUCAAAAUAUGGGAGCUAUCAGUGUGCAAGAGGUCCUGGAGAAUUGGCAGGACUUUGCAAACCACUGCAGCCUCAAACCGCUGGAGCGAAAGCGUGUCGAAAGGGAUGCCGCAGCCACCGGUGGUCAGCCAGCGCCCACCCCAGACCUGCCCGCUGCAAAUCGUGAAGCGCCUUUGCCUCCCAGUGUGCCAAACUCCCCUACAACUCCGGCUGCCGGUAGCAGCUGCUUUGGUCCACCGGAGCAGCCCAACCGUUAUGCCUUGGGAGAGGAGCUUGGUACGGGUGCUACUGCAACUGUUUAUCGGUGCACGAGAACCUCCGACGGUACACAGUAUGCGGUGAAGUGCAUCAAUUUGGGCAAGCUUCGGUUACAGCCCAAUUUCAAGAAAGUCUCCUCCAAGCUGAUGCGCGAGGUGUCCAUCCUGUUCACCUUGCGGCAUCCACGGAUUGUCUCGCUGUUCGACGUCGUCGAGGCCAAUGACACCUUGCAUUUGGUCAUGGAAUUGGUCCAGGGCGGCGAGCUCUUUGACGAAAUCGUCCGCGUGGGCGCGUUCACCGAGCCCGCGGCACGCUAUGUCUUCAUACAGAUCGCUGAGGGGCUGAAGUACAUUCACUCCCAGGAUAUCGUGUAUCGUGACCUGAAACCAGAAAACAUCUUGGUGGACCAGAAGAAUUCGCGAAGAGGUCUGCUGGAAAUCAAGCUUUCUGAUUUCGGACACUCCAAGCUUAUCAACGACGGAUACAGCACAGCCUUGACGCGGGUUGGAACCCCGCAGUAUUGGGCACCAGAGGUGUCAGAUCCUGCGAAAGCAGCCCAGGGCUACAGUCAACGUGUGGAUUUGUGGUCUUUGGGCGUUGUGCUCUACGUCAUGCUGGUGGGCGCAUAUCCCUUCGAUGGACUCAAAGAGCCCAUCGACCAGCAAAUCAAAAGGGCGGCCGUGUCCUUUCCGGCCGACCGGCCUAUUUCACAGAACGCAAAGGAUUUGAUUCAGGCUUUGAUCAAACCAAGACCAGAAAAUAGAUUGAGCUUGGAUGGCUGCCUCUCGCACGACUGGAUAUCCAGCGAAAAUAGCAGUUUGGCCAAGAUAGCCAAGUUGUGCGCCAUGGGACAGUAUGCCGCCACUGAAGAGAAGCUGCCAUUGCCGGCGGAACCUGAUAAGG